Podarcis raffonei (Aeolian wall lizard) is the source of this 2403-nucleotide messenger RNA. It is a transcript of the gene CD82, whose product is annotated as CD82 molecule. The record is from RefSeq and is a predicted model, not a curated record. NCBI's taxonomy places the organism in Eukaryota, Metazoa, Chordata, Lepidosauria, Squamata, Lacertidae. Bases 16 to 1278 code for a protein of 420 amino acids. Gene Ontology annotation, cellular component: membrane. The transcript has 8 exons.
GCCUGGCUCCUCUGCAUGGCACGGUGCCACCCUUGCUCUCAAGGCUCCGCGCAGGCCCCUCCGGCCUCGCUCUCACCGAGGCUGCAGAAGCACAUUCCCGGCGAGGUGCACCUGGCAGCCUUCCCUGUGCAAAGGCAAUUGGGCAGCCUGAGCCAGUGCGGCUGGCAUGCUGCUCUCAGUCCUCAUUCCAGCCAGCCCACCACCCACCUCCCCAGCCUUGCUGUCACAGGAGCUUGCAGAAGGCCCGGGAUGCCCAAGGUGAAAGGAGAAUUCCCUUCCUCGCAGGAUGGGCGGUGCUGCUGCUUCUGCCUGCUUCCCUCGGGCGAGCAGAGGGUUAAGUGUGCGAGGCGUCUCUGGGCUGCCCCAGGGGGUUGGCCGUUGCCGCCGCCGCCGCCGCCGCUGACUCCUCCUGAUCAGGAGGACUGGAAGCAGCUGGGGCGGAGAAGAGAAGCCAAGUCUCGCCGAAGCCACAUCGCCUCGCAUUUUCCGCGGCACGCGAGGCUGGGCAGGCGCUGCGCGUCGCUUGUUGUACGUCUCCUGUUGCAGAUCUUGGGUGCUGUGAUCCUGGGCUUCGGAAUAUGGAUCUUGGUUGACAAGAAUAGCUUCAUUUCAGUUUUGCAGACCUCAUCAUCAUCGCUGAAGAUUGGGGCGUACAUUCUCAUUGGAGUCGGUGCUGUGACCAUGUUGAUGGGGUUCCUGGGCUGCAUUGGAGCAGUCAAUGAGAUCCGCUGUCUCUUGGGUCUGUACUUCACCUGCCUGUUGUUGAUCCUCAUAGCCCAGAUAGCUGCUGGCGUGCUCAUCUACCUCCAGCGGGAUAGACUCAGGAAAGAACUGGAUAUGAUUGCUGGCAACCUCAUUCAGAAUUACAAUCCCUAUGAUGACAAGAAUAGGACCCUUGAGAAUGCGUGGGACUAUGUCCAGUUGCAGCUGUCUUGCUGUGGCUGGGCUGCACCGGAAAAUUGGAAAAACAACACUUUCCUCCAGGACGGAAACCAGACAUCCUACCCUUGCUCUUGCGGCAAUGACUCAACCAACUCGCUCCCAGAAACAGGCUUCUGCUCUUUGGGUACUGUUUCCAACACCACAACGGUUGAGGACUGGCCUGUUAGAAAGCAGGGCUGUAGGGAAGGUGUGCAGAAUUGGCUACAGGAGAAUCUUGGCAUCAUUCUUGGAGUCUGUGCAGGGGUUGCUGUCAUUGAGCUCCUGGGGAUGAUUCUCUCGAUCUGCCUCUGCAAGAACAUACACACUGAAGACUACACCAAAGUGCCCAAGUACUGAGACUGCUGGCCUCAAGAGCUGUCCCGGAGCUAACGGGGCAUUUCCUCCCUCGUACCCAGACUGUCUUCAUCACUUACCAUUCCUCCUGUGGCAUCCAGCAUUGCUAUGGAUCAAUUAGGCUGCACCGCAGCUAUGAAUUCUUUGAGGGAUCAGGGUCUUGGGCAGCCCCUCCUGUCUCUUGACUGUUCUUCUAUGAAGCUGGCCAUUUUAAAGUCUUCCUCCGCUCGUGUGAUGCCCUGCACCUUUACCGCCAGCAGCACGCUAGACAGCCUCCUCUUUGUUUUUAUCCACUUCUGCCCCAUUGUGACUAAGCGUAAAAUGCUCCUUUUUCUUUUGCAGCUGUCUGCUACCAUUGCUUUGUGUAUUAAUUUCCACUAGGAAGAACAUUUGGGGGCUUUAGCUGUUGUUGUUGGUUUGGGGGUCUCUCCUAAAGAAAUACAUGCAGUAGAAAGGAUAAUCCUUUCUCUAACCUGACACCCUGGCCUUCCUUAAACUCACUUCCUCAGAUCUGUUGAAUUGUGUCUCUUGAAUAGUUUUGCAUAGUUCUGCUAUAGUCCCCCCCCCCACAAGAAAUGUUCCCUUCUCACUUACUGCACCAUCUUCAGUGACUUCAAUCUGAUGGAGGAUUGGCCCAGGCCCAGGCUUAUGAUGUCACCAGCUAGUAGUUACAGGGGUGUUGACUUGGGAGAUUUGAUUUUUGUACAAAACAAAACAAACCUUAUCUUCUCUGCCACACUCUUCCUCCUUUCUGAAUCUGGUUAGCUUGGAGGCACUUUAGAGACCACACACUAUAGCAUACGUGAGUCUGCGCAGGCUCACUGGAAUAUGUUCUUUGGUUGCCAACUUUUUUUAGAGGUGAUGCGUAAUAAUGUGUUGUGGUAAAAGAAUAUCUAGGAUCGAUGGCUUUUUCAUACCAGUGGUGGCGGGGGAGCAUUUGCUCUGACCCUUAGCUUAUGUAGCGACUCUUUCCUGUUAAACUAAAUCUCUGUUUGGGUGCCAUCUUUAAUUCAGAGACUCAUUGCAGCAGGAAGCCUCUGUCUCGGUGUUUCACUGGGAAGUAUGUUUUGCACCCAACAGCCAUGCUAGAUUCUGCUCCAGGACUGAGAGCAGGGAAGGCAAUGCAAU